Messenger RNA from Iphiclides podalirius (scarce swallowtail), 2376 nucleotides. NCBI's taxonomy places the organism in Eukaryota, Metazoa, Arthropoda, Insecta, Lepidoptera, Papilionidae. The record is from the annotation of a GenBank genome assembly.
AUGGAUAAAGCGCCCGUGCCGAAGCCUCGCAGUGCUUUCCUAUCCCAAAAUGAUGGUAUAAAGCGACCAGUGCCUUUACCACGAACGAAAGAACCAGGUUCUAAUGACAGAGUUACUGCUUCAGAUAUACUGCGAUCUAUAAGCACUGUCUCCAAGCAAAUAACAGAAGACGUGGCUUCGAAAGUAAGCAACUCAGCAAAAACAGCUAAUGACAAAAUUGAAAGGUCAAUCCAAGAUGGAUCGAAAUUUGCUAAAGGAACACUUGAAAAAACGCUUAAUACUUCCAGAGCCAUGAGGGACACUGUUGCUAAAUCUGUAAUUGAAGGCACCAGAUCUGCUGGACUCAAAUUACGGAAGUCAAAAAAGCUUGAUAAUGCUGGGGAUGGUGAUUCUCAAAGACAGAAUUCACUGUAUGAAAAUUGGACACUACCAUCACAAAGAAUUGUUAUAAACAAUCCAAGCAACGAAAUUGCUGAUAGGCCAAGCAAGAGCACAAUUUUAGAAUUUGAUCCACUAAAUAUGGGAAAUACAGUUAAUCCAACUAAUUCCAUCUUAAAAGAAUCAUAUACGCUAGACAGCAUAAAUUCAAUGCAAAUUGUUCUACCUCUUUCAUCCAGUACAACAAGUAAUUCAUACUGCUUCGAGUUGUCUGUGGCAAUGGGAGGAAUUCGCAACAAUCCUCGCAAAGUUCUCUUCAGUUGUGCCAGUGCUUCAGAAAGACGCAGUUGGGCCCAAAAGAUUGCAGAACACCUUACAUCGUCCUUUCCUACAAAAUAUACCGCAGAAUUUACUCGAUGUGGUUGGUGCUAUAUCAAGGAAGGUGUCAGUGGAGAAUGGUAUGGGGCAUGGCUGAUGCUCAUACGACGCGUGCUUAUCUACAGCAGCAACACGGAGUCGGGAAUGGGAUGCGUCGACUUGAGGAAGACCAGAUGCGUGGUUAUGCAGGCAGCGGAUGAUGAGACCAAACACGCUUGCCCCUCUGACGGCAGUGGUAACCUGUUGUUGGGUUGUCCUCUUGCUACUCUCUACUUACGUUUUCCUCAUGAGAGAGAAUUAAAGGGCUGGCGAUUUAUGAUAAAACUCGCUGCUCAUAACAACGGCGCACACAUCCAUCAUCAACAACUUACAAAAGAAGACAUCCCAACUAUCGUCGACAAAUGUAUCAGUUUCAUCUUCGCGUAUGGCAGCCUGUCCGAGGGCAUCUAUCGGCGUGCCGGCAGCAGCGUGGUGCUGGCCGAGCUGCUUGCGCGGUUCCGGCGCGACGCCUGGUCCGUGCAACUGAUCCCCGGACAGCACUCGGAGCACGACGUAGCCGGCGUUCUGAAGCGUUUCUUCCGCGACCUGCCAGACUCGCUAAUACCGCAAGACCGCCACGCAGCACUCACGACCGCCCUCGAGUUAGAAGACGAGGCGGCCCGCUACGCGGAAUAUCGACGCACGCUAAACUCUUUAGGCGUCGUGGCACGCAACACUGCACGUAAACUGUUCGCGCACCUGCACUUUCUGCAGAGCAUGGCGCACGCCAACAAGAUGAACGCUGAGAACCUCGCCUCCGUUUGGGCCCCCACCAUCAUGCCCGCCGCACUGGCGAGCAACGCGCUGCAGACGGCGUGGUCCUCGAAGGAGGUGUACGUGGUGCGCGACCUGAUCGCGAACUACGAGGCGGUGUGGCGGCCCACGCAGGCGGAGAGGGCGCGCGAGGCGGCGGUGCGCCGCGUGCUCACGCGCGUCCUCUCCAACGCCGCGCCGGCCGCGCCGCGCACCGCCGGCGACCUGCGCGCCUGGGUCUACGUGCACGACCGCCACAACUGCUACCAGAUAGUCUUGACCCCGAAUAAGACAAAAGAGGUGAUCUGCAACGAUGCGAUGCGUCGGAUCGUCCACAUAGACGAGAUUGUUCUGGACGUCGUACUGCGCUGGGGCUACUGGGACGAGGAAGACAGGAAGGACAACUACUUGCUUGUGAAGGAGAAUAAAGUCCUGCAGGAGAUGGACGCCAUGAGGCACACCACAUCACUGGUAUGCGGCGAGCUACGUUUGGCCAAUGAAUCCUCGAAGAGCUUCAAGCUGCAUAUGUUCGAAUUCAACAAGACGAAGCUUUGCUACUUCAAAGACAAGCAGGGUUCCCAGAAGAUUGAUGAGUGGGACGUUAAAGACAUCCUUUGGUACGUUGGUCACGAGCCGAAAAGGAAUCCGCAGUCUCGAUGGGCCAUCACCUUUAUACCCAGGAACAAUAAACCCAAGAGGAGCAAGGAGCGCCCUUGGUUCGGCUGCACCGUGGCCGGCGCGGUAACGGAGGACCAGCUCAAGUGGACCGCGGCCAUGAUGUUCGCGGAGCACACAAACGUGCUGCCAUCGCCGCGUCUGGUCAUCACU